GUAUUGCUUGAUUGCUCAGUUCAUUGCAGAAGUGGGUGCACGAGUUGUGGUUGACGCAAAGCCAAGUUCCUCUCAGCAGCUUGCACUGGAUGAGUUCAUCGAAAAUGCCAAAAAAAGUGCGAAGCAAAAUGGUAGCUCCUCGUCUGGUUGUCUUCCUUCCCUACGUGUUUAUACGCCGCCGAGCAAUUCCAUGUAUGAACCCAGCGAUGUUUUCGAUACGAAAAACUUCACUGUUGGCGAGUUGUUAUUGCCGGUAGGGCGUAUGAAAACGCCGAAGGAAGAAUGUGAGGCAAGCGAUGGUGUUGAUUGCGGGUAUGCACUGGGCGAUGGUAAUAACAUUUCUGAACUACUACGUGUUGCCACUGACAUGGAUUUGGCAUUUACCUACAAUUCUAGGCGGAUUGGUGAAUUUUGCUUCGAGUCAAAUUCCAAAAAUAUGAGGGGUCGUUUGGUUGUAUUCGCAGAUUUGGGGACCAAAAUUGCGGUCCGUGAGCGGUAUAACGGCAACGACUUAAGGUUUUUGCGUUUUUUCUUGCACAAUACAGAAUACUGUAACAGUCUUCUUUUUUUGGCAGUUGAGAGCUGA
Gongylonema pulchrum is the source of this 586-nucleotide messenger RNA. NCBI's taxonomy places the organism in Eukaryota, Metazoa, Nematoda, Chromadorea, Rhabditida, Gongylonematidae. The record is from the annotation of a GenBank genome assembly.